GUCGGCUUGUGACGCGCUCCACAAGUGUGAGCACCACGUCCACCUCCCUUCUCGCAGGCUGCGUUCAUAGACGUUAACGCCCGUGCCAGGCGGCGUCCUCACAGUCUGCCAGGUGCGGUAUCUGAACUCGUCAUGGCUAUGCUAGUAAUGCGGCUGACCAAGCCGACGCUGAUGCCGUUCCAACCAAUCGUGGCUGACAGCCGAGACCUGUGCGGGGAUCUGCUGCAGCAGAUGAACAACCAGGACAUGGCAAGACCUCGGGGGCUGGACUGCUUUCCGCUGGGGGACCUGCUGACCCUCCCACAGAACUUUGGAAACAUUUUUCUUGGUGAGACCUUCUCCAGUUACAUUAGUGUUCAUAAUGACAGUAAUCAGAUUUGCAAGGAUAUAAGUCUUAAGGCAGACCUUCAGACUGGCUCGCAGCGUAUCAGCCUGACCUCUGUGGGCCAACAGCCCAUUCCAGAACUGCUGCCAGACCACAGCAUCGAUGAUGUCAUUCACCAUGAAGUGAAGGAACUAGGCACUCACAUACUUGUCUGUGCAGUCAGCUAUGCACAAGCAUCAGGGGAGAGAAUGCAGUUUCGAAAGUUCUUUAAGUUUCAGGUUCUGAAGCCACUGGAUGUAAAGACAAAAUUCUACAAUGCAGAGGACUUUCUAUCGGACGAGGUGUUCCUGGAAGCUCAGAUUCAGAACAUUACACCUGGCCCCAUCUAUAUGGAGCGGGUCAGCCUGGAGCCCUCCAGCCAGUACACCGCCCGAGAGCUCAACUCCCCGGACGGCAAAGAAGGACACUUGUUCGGAGCUGUGGACUACUUAUCGGCCAACGACACCCGCCAGUACCUGUACUGCCUGACCCCGCGACCCGAGCUGUACGCGGAGACCAAGGUGCUGAAAGGUGUCACCAACAUCGGCAAGCUCGACAUCGUCUGGAAGACCAACAUGGGCGAGAAGGGGAGACUACAGACCAGUCAGCUGCAGAGAGUGGCACCAGGUUAUGGCGACAUACGGUUGACCGUGGAGUCCGUGCCAGACACUGUUACCUUGGAGACGACCUUCAACGUCGUCUGUAGAAUCACUAACUGCUGUGAGCGCACCAUGGACCUGACACUAGUGCUGCACAACAUGCCCUUACUGGGUGUGAUGUGGUGUGGUGUGUCUGGCCGACAGCUGGGCAAACUGCCUCAGAACGAGAGCAUGGACCUCCCUCUUACUCUGCUAGCCGUCACUCCAGGACUUCAGACCAUCUCCGGGCUGCGGCUGACGGACAACUUCUUGAAGAGGACCUACGAGCAUGAUGAGAUCGCGCAGGUCUUUGUCAUCGACGAGGACACCUUCUAGUCACGUGACACGAAACUUGCACAACUGACGUCAUAUCUUACGGUCAUCAUCUACCAUCACAGUUCAUCGUCAUGUCUUGCUGUAUGUAAUUUUACAUCGUCAUCUUACUGUCAUCACCUGUCAUGUGUCAUUAUCAUCAGCAGUCAUGACUUUCAGUAUUGUCAUGAAUGCUGUCAUCACUGGCUGCCAUGUCAUGUCAUCCAACGCCAUGACUCACUGCAAUAUCUGGCGUCAUAUGUCAUUAUCGUCAACGAUCGCGAGGUCCGCGUGUGGACCAGCAGUGUAUUUUCCAGUCUGUUGCCCAAGCGCAAACCGGCAUGAAGGAGGCGUGGCUGCAGACUUACCCUGUGCAAUGGAGGUGCCGUCAGGAGGAGCACUGGGCAAAAUUGUCUCCAUUUUUUCCAUCAAAAACAUUGCACAGCUUCCCUGGAGACAAGGUUCGACCUAACUCUGUAAACAAUUUUAUCUUUAAAAGAAGUAACUGAUAUUGAAUAUGGCCUGAUAUUGAAACAUUUCCCAGCGAUACCAUUACAUCCUGUAGAAUGUGGUGAUGCUAGGAAGUUCCUGCUGUACAUUUUCUAAUUGUUAUUUCUUGACAUUUUUAUUUGUCACAAAUUUGAAUGCGUUCGCGAGAAAGGAUGCUGUGAGAAAAACGAAAAGUUAUUACAUGGCUGAUAAAGGUACGUUUUUAUUUCCUGCUCCGCUUGAAUGGCGGUGCAGUGCCUUAGCAGAGAGAAAACGAGAGAUGCGUUAUGGGUUGCAUGAUGGCGGUGACCUGUCACUGUAUAUUUUGUAUACCUUGUAUAGUUUGGUGUGAGAGAAGCAAACCACGAGUUCUGAGAGGUGUAUAUUUGAUGACCACAGUAACACCAGCAGCUUUGCGCGUGCGAUUCUUCGCUGUAAGUUUCAUCAUCUUCUAACCAUGUUUUUUGAAUCAUUUAUUAGCUCUUAUCUUAAGGAUAGCCCUCACCUUAACUCAAAAAUUCAGUCUGACGAUAAUGCAUUUCAAAACCUAAACUGUUGUUUAAAAAAUACAAUAAAACGUCGCGAUUAAAAAAAAAAUGUUUACAUAAUGUAAAACCUCAGCGUUAGAGUUUGACUAUAGAGGAGUUUAAAUAUACUGCAUUUUAUGUUAUUAUUUUAACAAAAUUAAAGUGUGCACGUUUGCGCAGAGUCUGUGCGUUUGACUGCUGUUAUCGGAAUAUAGAAGCUAUCUACCUGUGUCGUCUGAAAGUUGAAAUUUCUUGCAUAAAACAUGAUUUCAAAUAAGCAUACAUGUUGACUUGUGGUGGUAAUGUAAUGAGUCGUGUGUGUUCGACAGGACAGGACGAGUAGAUUAUUACAGGCACGUUAGAGACGAGGGGGCCAUUAAGAGUGAAUUGCCUCCAUGUUACAUGUCGCAUCGUGAGCAUUGCUCAGGAUGUCAUUCAGAAACAUUAUGUCCUUAGCUGUUUGUUGAUAUUUUGUGACAGUUGUAGAGUGCAUAUGCAGAGGAAUGGAGUUUACAUUGUCACGAUGUUGACGAAUAAAUGAAGUUUUGAUGAGUCAUGUAUUUUGAGCCAUUUAUAAUUCAUGAAGUCAGUUACAAAGUUUGCCAGGUUGGGGUUUCAGUCAUUCGUAACAAAAAGGUGUGAUGAAGAUAACAGAAGGUAAACUUUUCCUUCCUUUAA
Pomacea canaliculata is the source of this 3008-nucleotide messenger RNA. Its product is annotated as trafficking protein particle complex subunit 13-like. The record is from RefSeq and is a predicted model, not a curated record. Lineage: Eukaryota; Metazoa; Mollusca; Gastropoda; Architaenioglossa; Ampullariidae. The coding region runs from base 133 to 1338 and encodes 401 amino acids. Gene Ontology annotation, cellular component: TRAPPIII protein complex. The transcript has 12 exons.